This is a messenger RNA of Trichoderma asperellum CBS 433.97, 2139 nucleotides long. RefSeq lists its product as uncharacterized. NCBI's taxonomy places the organism in Eukaryota, Fungi, Ascomycota, Sordariomycetes, Hypocreales, Hypocreaceae. Gene Ontology annotation, biological process: DNA-templated transcription; regulation of DNA-templated transcription. The record is from RefSeq and is a predicted model, not a curated record. Gene Ontology annotation, molecular function: DNA binding; DNA-binding transcription factor activity, RNA polymerase II-specific; zinc ion binding.
AUGGAGCCUCGCUCACCUACUACUGGUUCAUUAUCUCAGAAUUCUCAACAGCCUCUCCGAAAACGAAGACACCAAAAGCCCCGAGUGUUAUUGUCCUGCACCACCUGCAGAAAAGAUAAGCUGAAGUGUGAUCGGAGAAAGCCCUGCGCAACGUGCGUGAAACGACAUCGGGAAGCAUCUUGCACCUACGGCCGUGAAAGGCCAGCUCCAGCAAAUGUGGCAGGAGGUUCGAUAUUUGACGAUCGCCUACGUGUUAACGACCGUUUGCGUUCAUUUGACGGAAGACUUCGGCAUUUGGAAGAUAAGAUAUCCACGAGAAACCCAUCUUGGCCCGAACUUCGAGAUGCCCAGUUGCCUUGCCCUACAACACGCCGCAGUGGCUCUGAUACAAUUUCAUGUCGAGUAGUCUCAAAUCUUUCGCCUGAUUCGACCUUUCUAUAUGAUUUAUCGCGGCCGAUAAAUGACGAUACGCUAUUCACAAAUACAACCCAUUGGCUGGCCAUCAUGAAUGACGCUACUGCCGAGCUCGGGAGAUGUAACAUCAAUUUUGGGCAUGGCAUCGGAAAUAAGCAACAAAGGAAUUGCCAAGGCCCAGCGCUACUCACAGGCUUUUUCAAAGACACGAUAUUUAUGGAGCAGCUCGGAAAAUUACCACCACGAGAAGCAGCCGAUACGCUUGUGUACCGUUGUCUGAAUUCUGUGGAACCGUUCUUGAUUACUAUACACGCCCCAACUUUCAAACAAGAGUAUUUGGAAUUCUGGCAAAAUCCAGAAAGCUUUCCUCCAGCCUGGCUCUCGCUGCUUUAUGGAAUUUUAUGCUGUAGUAUUUGGAUGGACCAUACCACUGACUCUAAUGUUGCAGGCUUGAGCCUACCCAGUGAUUUUGAGUUUUAUCGUAUUCAGAGCGCAGCCUUCUUAGCGAAAUACGAUAUGGCGAUUCCUGGAAAAUACAAGGUUGAAGCGGCUGUUGUUUAUUUGGGGAUGGAAUAUGUGCGGACCGAUAACUUGAAGACUGAUGUGUCUGUUUUGCUGGGGCUAGUGUCGCGACUCGCCAUUGUGAGUGGAUAUCAUCGUGACACUCAGAUCUACAACCAAAUAACAACCUUCGAAGCCGAAAUGCGGCGAAGAGCAUGGCUCACACUUUUGGUGACAGAUUGUGUUGUAGCAUAUGAGACCGGGCUGCCUCGAGCGGUGCCCAGUGGAUUAGGAGACGCGAAACGCCCUCGCAAUUUGCUGGACGAAGACUUUGAUCCCUUCACUCUGGACCUGCCGCCAGCUCGAAUCGCUACGGGAGCUUGUAACAGAAUGGUGUAUAUGGAAAAGAUGGAUGCGAUAUUGUCUAUGGCUGCCGAUAUUGCAGAUUCAGCACCUGGCCUCACAUCUCAGCCUGAGAAAGUUGCCAAGCUAUGCGAACAAUUGAAUGCUAUCAGAGAUAGUAUUCCUACGGUCCUUCGCAUUGCAUCAACUGGAUCAUCUAUUACAGAUGAAAAAAUGGCUAUUUGGAGAUCCAAUUUAGAGAUGACAUACCAGCGUACUUGCUGUGUCUUACAUCGACCGUUCCUCACACAGGAACCAAUGGACUACCAAACGCAGUCUUUUCGAGAGACGUGCGUUUCUGCAGCACAAAGAAUACUGGAACUAGAAAACGAAAUUUUCCAGGUCUAUUCGCGUAAAACUUCAAAUAGGCAUAGGAUUUGGUUCGGGGCCUCUCGUUGCGUUUCCGAUGGGCUGACGGCAGCAAUGGUAAUAUGCCUAGAGCUCGUGUAUCGGAGGGAAGGAAAGGGGCCAAUGAAUCCUGUGGCCUCUGAUCAGCUAAUUCAGCUAUUGAAAAGCUUAUACAUGAGCUGGAAAUCCGCUCCAAGAAUUUCUUUUGAGUUUGACGAAGCCACCAAAAUUCUUGCUGUUAUGCUGCGUCGACUCGGAAUUUGUAGUCAAGGUCGAAAUACAGAUGAAGCUGGCUCAUCUAGGCAAGUGGAGUGCUGCAGCUCAGACCUAAUACCUCAAGAGACUUGUCCUAUACACGGCGUGGAAGAUGAGGAUUUAGUAUCUUCACAAAACGCAAUUUAUGAGCUACUAAGCAUUGAUACGAUGGAAGAUAUAUUUGAUUGGGUAAGAAUUAUUCCACAUCCCAAGCUUUAA